Molecule: messenger RNA, 345 nt
Organism: Danaus chrysippus (African queen)
Lineage: Eukaryota; Metazoa; Arthropoda; Insecta; Lepidoptera; Nymphalidae
Source: the annotation of a GenBank genome assembly
AUGUUUACUAAUUUAUCGAAAAAUGUACAUAAACAGAGAUCGUUCCCUGUUAGAUAUUUCUGGGAGUAUGUUAAUAUGAUGUUUAAUAAACCAGAUGAAGAGCGUAUAAAAACAUUAGGUCCAGAUCGAGCCUGUGCUGAAUGGGUUUUACGUAACGGAGGUAAAGUGACUUGGUCUAAUGGAAAGCAACUCGCCGAUUAUAAUUUAUUGCCACCGGAAACUCAAUCCGUUCCUAAAUUGGUCACGAUUGAUGGUUCCGAGUCAUCUAUAUCACAUUAUGGAUUUGCUCAUCUAAGUAUGUAUACCAGAAUUAAAUUGAUGUUGUCUCAAUUAAAAGUUACUUGA